CUGCCGGUGUUGGUGUGCUUCUGUCACUGCUGCGGCGUCUCUCGCCCGGUCUCCCGUCUUCCCGCUCCUCUCGCCUCUCCGCCAUGGCGUCCGUCACACCGCUGGGGUCGCGGAGCCGGGGCUCCGCGGCCUCCCUGCAGCUGAGUCCCACGCACCAAUUACGGCUGCAGCAGAAGGAGGAGCUGCGGCAGCUGAACGACCGCUUGGCCGUCUACAUCGACAAGGUGCGGAGCCUGGAGACGGAGAACAGCUCCCUGCAGCUGCAGGUCACGGAGCGGGAGGAGGUGCGCGGCCGCGAGGUCGCCAGCCUCAAGGCGGUCUACGAGACCGAGUUGGCCGACGCCCGUCAGACGCUGGACGACACUGCUCGGGAGCGGGCCAGGCUGCAGAUCGAACUGAGCAAGCUCCGCGCCGAUUAUGAGCAGCUCCGGGGCAGCUACGAAAAAAAAGAAACAGACCUCAAUGCAGCUCAAAUAAAAAUCAGAGAGCUUGAAGCAGCCCUCAAUUCUAAAGAAGCUGCACUGGCCACAGCACUUGGUGAUAAGAGAAGCCUGGAGGAAGAAAAUGAUAAUUUAAGAGAUCAAAUUGUACAGCUUGAAGCUUCUUCGGCUGCUGUCAAGGAACAGCUUGCAAAUGAAACCUUACAGAAGGUUGAUCUUGAAAACCGUUGUCAGAGUCUCAUUGAGGACUUGGAAUUCCGUAAAAAUAUGUAUGAGGAGGAAAUCAAUGAAACAAAAAGGAAACAUGAGACUCGCUUGGUUGAAGUUGAUUCUGGGCGUCAAAUUGAAUAUGAACAUAAACUGGCCCAAGCCCUUAGUGAAAUAAGAAUGGAGCACGAUGCACAAGUGAAGCUAUACAAAGAAGAGCUUGAACAGACUUACUGUGCCAAACUUGAGAAUGCUAAACUGUCCUCUGAAAUGAACAGUUCUGCAACCAAUUUGAUGAGAGAAGAACUGAAUGAAAGUCACAUACGAAUUGAUACUCUGACUUCCCAUCUCACCAGCCUUCAGAAAGAGUCUCGAGCGUGGCAAGAUAGAGUGCAAGAGCUUGAGGACAGCUUGGCCAAGGAACGGGAAAACUGUCACAAAUUACUGUCUGAGAAAGAGAGAGAAAUGGCCGAGUUAAGAAGUAAGGUGCAGGAGCAGCUGGAUGACUAUGAACAACUUCUGGAUGUUAAACUAGCGCUUGAUAUGGAGAUCAGUGCAUACCGGAAAUUGCUUGAGGGUGAAGAGGAGAGAUUGCAACUUUCUGCAAGCCCAUCUUCCCGAGUGACUGUUUCACGCGCUUCGUCAAGCCGUAGUGUGCGUACAACCAGAGGGAAGAGGAAGAGGAUAGAUGUGGAAGAAUCUGAAGCCAGCAGUAGUGUUAGCAUUUCCCACUCAGCUUCUGCCACUGGAAGUGUCUCUAUUGAGGAGAUAGACAUUGAUGGAAAGUUCAUCCGCUUGAAGAACAACUCUAGACAGGAUCAACCUAUGGGAGGUUGGGAGCUGAUCCGAAAAAUAGGAGACACUUCUGCUAUUUACAAAUAUACCUCAAGAUAUGUACUAAAGGCAGGCCAAACUGUUACAAUCUGGGCUGCAAAUGCUGGAGUAACUGCUAGCCCUCCCACUGACCUCAUCUGGAAGAACCAGAAUUCUUGGGGCACUGGUGAAGAUGUGAAAGUUGUACUGAAAAAUUCUCAGGGAGAGGAGGUUGCUCAGAGAAGCACUGUCUUUAAAACAACUGUACAUGAAGAGGAAGAGGAGGGAGCUGAGGAAGAAGAAGCUGAAGCUAUGGAGAAGCAAGGCCUUUAUUACCAGCAGGCAAGCUCGAAGGCAUCUAACAGAAGCUGUGUGAUCAUGUAAACUUCUAGUCAGCGGGGUUCCUCAAAUUAUGGUAAAUAUUAUCUGCAGAACAGAGCCUGCUCAUAAGCACAACGUAUUUUUGUAUUUUCUGUAUGUGAAGUUUUAUGCUGCGAGUCUGAUGGCCUUAAUUUUCUUUGUCAAUGAAAAGGAAGUUUUGUAAAAGAAAUACCUGUAACUUUCUCACAGGAUGUGAAUUGUUGAUUCUGAACAAUGUACUGUUUGAAAAGUGAUGUCCCUGUCACCCAGAUUUAUAUGCCAGUCCUUUUCUUGAAACCUUACUGGAAUAGAAAUAUUCCAAUGUUUUGGGGAUCGAUUUUUCUUAGAUUAUACCACUGUAGACUAGUCAGUUGCUGUUGAUCUCUUUAUUGUUAGGUGCUGUUGGGGAAGGGGAUACUAUGAUACUAUGAAUACUUUUAUACUAGAGACUUUUUUUCCCUACAAUGCAGUCAAGCCUAUAAAACUUUUUCUAUAGAAAAGAACAGCUUUGUUUUAACAAACAAAAAAGAAACAAACCCAAAAAAAUACAAACAAGCAAAGCAAAUGAAAGCAAAUACAAGAAAACAUACAGAAAAAAACAUAGCCCAAGUGAUCAUGAAUGCACUCAGAUGAUGAAGGAUGCAGUGAAACUCCUUAUAGGUACUCUUUUCCUUUAUUUAGAUUUUCUUCUGCAAGACGGUUCAUAUUGAAUGUGUUAGAUGUGUUGUUAAGAUAUUGUAACCAGUUUCUCAAACUAUUUUUUUAGCAAGCAGAGAACCUUUUUCGUAUGGCUUGUCUUGCUUAUAAUUUGUAUGAACAAAAGUAAGGCUUUUAGGAGUAUAGUCUACAUUUGUAUGGAAACCCAUUUCAAUUUUGUCAAUGUAGAAAGUUUUUAUGUCUUUCCUGCAUUAAUCUAUUGUCUGAAAAAGUUUUGAAUAAAGUAUUUCUGUUUAAAUUGUCAAGUAAA
Pezoporus occidentalis (night parrot) is the source of this 2787-nucleotide messenger RNA. RefSeq names its product lamin B1 (gene LMNB1). The coding region runs from base 84 to 1844 and encodes 586 amino acids. Lineage: Eukaryota; Metazoa; Chordata; Aves; Psittaciformes; Psittacidae. Gene Ontology annotation, biological process: nuclear envelope organization; protein localization to nuclear envelope; nuclear migration. The record is from RefSeq and is a predicted model, not a curated record. Gene Ontology annotation, molecular function: structural constituent of cytoskeleton. Gene Ontology annotation, cellular component: nuclear envelope; nuclear lamina. The transcript has 11 exons.